This is a messenger RNA of Lutra lutra (Eurasian river otter), 2370 nucleotides long. RefSeq names its product mesothelin-like protein. Lineage: Eukaryota; Metazoa; Chordata; Mammalia; Carnivora; Mustelidae. The record is from RefSeq and is a predicted model, not a curated record. Gene Ontology annotation, cellular component: cell surface. Gene Ontology annotation, biological process: cell-matrix adhesion.
AUGGAGCGGACUGGGGUCUUCAGGAGCACCUGGCACCUGGCCUACAUCCCCACCCCCCCUCCAUCAGACAGCCACUGCGGGGCACAGGAGAAGCCUCCCUCCACAGCAGAUGGUCUCCAUGCUCCGCUUGUCCUGUACUCACCGCCUGUGACCCCACACCUUUCUGCCAGGACGAGCAGUGCACACCGCACGGCCAUGGGUCCCCGAGCAGGUGGUCAGGUGAACCCAGGCCUCGCCCUCCUCGUGUGGCUCACAGCCCACUGCUCUCGUCCCCAGGCCCAGGGCUCCUCCCAGGGAGGGCUGGAGGCCAGCGGGGAUGACCUGUGGGGCAGUGCCAAUACCUCCCUCCUACAUGCCUUCUGGUGCCAGCCGGCCAGCCAGCUGUCCCGGGACCAGCUUUCCACUCUCAUCCAGGGGAUGGCGACCCAGCAGGUCCCCCUCAGGGCCUGGCAGCUCAGCUGCCUGGCCAACCUGGCCACUUGGCACGGCCUCCAGGACGACUUCGAGCUCCACCCCCCCAACCUGCUGCUCUUCUACAACCUGACGCAGGUAAGGGAAGCCACUUGCCGGGCCUUCAUCCGCCGCGCCGCCCAGGGGGACACAGAGAUGCUCGCCAACCUGCCAGAUCAGAGGUUCGCCCUGCAGCACAUGGCCUUGGCCUGCUUGGGAGCACCCCGCCGACGGCUCAGUGCCUUGGACCUGCUGCUCCUUGGAGCCCUGGUGUGUGACAUGCACGCGUCCCGCAUCGAGACCGCAGACCCGCAUGUGCUGGAGAACCUGCAGCGCUGCCACCGGCUGACGGCCCCCCAGCAAGCUGCUCUCAACUCGCUGCUGGCUGGUGGCAAGACCGUGCUGGGGCCUCCCGGUUCCUGGAACCUGGAGGGGCUGCAGGCCCUGGGAGCCCUGGCCAGCUACAUAAGCUCCGGCCUGUGGAUGCAGGUGCAGGAGGCCAUGGGCCUGGCCUUCUUCAGCAGCAUGGUGGCCACGUACCGAGCUGGGCGGCUCAGCCAGGGUGAUGCCAGACGCUUCGUCACGGGCUUUCUCAAGGCCAAGGCCGUGUCAGUGUCCUCUCGACCCAAGCGGGGCACAGACGCAAGGAGACCCUGCGUCCACGGGGACAUCACGGCGGCCACGCUCCUCGACAACCUCUUCCUGGUGCGCUACGACUGCGUGCAGCUUGAGUCCUGCCUGGGGAGCCGCGUGCUCCAGGCCAACCUGGACCCGCUCCUGCAGCACCCGCUCCCAGCAGAGUGCCAGCGCGUCGUCAAGGCCAAGCUGGCUCGGGUAUACCCGCACGGCGUCCCCGAGGAGCAGCUACGACUCAUCACCUCGCUGGUCUACCUCUACUCCCGCUCGGAGAUCAGCCAGUGGAACAUCACGUCCAGGGACACGGUCGUGGCCCUGCUGGCCUCGGACGUGGCCCUGGAGAACCAGACCGAGGCUGUCCUACAGAAAUACCUGGACCACAACGGCACCAUCACCAGCGCCCUGCUCAUGGCCAGGGGCUCCGUCCUCUGCUGGAUGAGUGCCCGGCAGAUCCAGGCCAUCAGGCCAGUGGAGUUCCGGCGGGCCGGGGCCCUGGAUAUCUCCUCCUGCCCGCAGAGCCGGAAGGACGUGCUCUACACCAAAGCCCGCGAGGCCUUUGGCAGCGCCAGGAACACAGCUAGCUACUCACUCAUGCGUCCCUACCUAGGUGAGACCCUCCCCUGUGUGCAGGCCCCCCUGUCCCAGAGGCACCCUGCCCUGUCCUCUGACCACUGCCUGCCCCCAGGAGGGGCCCCCGUGGAGGAGCUGCGGCACCUGGCCCAGGCCAACGUCUCCAUGGAUAUCGACACCUUCACCAACCUGAACCCCCGAGUGCUGCAGAGCCUGAGUGUCGGCAACGUGACGACCCUGCUGGGCCAGAAUGUGGGGGACCUGCAGAAGGCCCGCAGCCAUCCCACCAUCAGCUCCUGGCUCCGCAGCCUGAACACCUCGGCCCUAGGAGAGCUGGGCCUGGACACAGACGCUGCCAGCCCCACCGGCCCAGCCCGCUCCACCACCGACCCGGACACCACACCCUGGGCGUCCCAUCUAGCCCCCACCGCGGGCCAGCUGGGGAACAACGGCCCCACCUCCGGCAGCGCAACCAGCCCACCUGCGAUAUUGGCACUCACUGCAGCCCUGCCCUCAGGCCUCCUGUGGCUGCUGUACUGGGGCAUCCCGGGGCCCAGCCAGGACUGCUCCCGGGGCACCUCCAAGGCCUCCAAAGACAGCGCUGGCCCAGUGCCACAUGCAGAGAAAUUGGGGCUGGUAGGUGGAGCUAGACACCUGCUCAGGCCCCCGCCCAGGCUCCAGGGCCAGAGGACCUGGCCAUGUCCCACCUCCUAG